Molecule: messenger RNA, 1440 nt
Organism: Harpegnathos saltator (Jerdon's jumping ant)
Lineage: Eukaryota; Metazoa; Arthropoda; Insecta; Hymenoptera; Formicidae
Product: odorant receptor 4-like
Exons: 7
Coding region: 235-1440 (401 amino acids)
Biological process (GO): sensory perception of smell; detection of chemical stimulus involved in sensory perception of smell
Cellular component (GO): plasma membrane
Molecular function (GO): olfactory receptor activity; odorant binding
Source: RefSeq, a predicted model, not a curated record
GUUGGCCAAGAGUGAAUUGUCCAAAUUAUUGCUCUCUCUCACUCUUUCGCCCGCGCGAAAAUAUCGUCGGCGAGUUAACGCGUAUCUUGAAGCUAGCAGUGUGUUAUAGCUAUAGCUAUCCUAUAGAAAAGGAAGAGAUCGCGCAGAUCGCGCUUUCCUUCUCUACUAUUCGAAGCUUGCCGACCGCUGAGCGCACACGGAUACGCCUCACACGUGCAUACGUUCCCCCUCCAUAUGCGCGUGCUUAGUGGCAUGCAGCGAAUCUGGCAGCUCUGCCCACCGCGGCAGUGCAUUGGACGCUUUUAUAAAGCGAUCAUGACAAAUACAAUAGUGUUAAAAAAUGUCAAAUCCAAAAGCGACCACGAUUACAGUCUUCAACUGAAUCGGUGGUACCUCAAACCAAUUGGCGCUAGGCCGCUAACGGACGCAUCAAAUGUGAUUGGGAGGCUCAUAGUGUUGCUACAGAAUAUUAUUUGCAGAGGACGUCCAGUCCAAGCUGAACGACUACUCGUUGAGAGGGUCGACGACCGUGAGAUAAUGUUACAACAGGCCAAAUUGGGCCGUCUCAUUGCCUUAAUCUCUGGAAUAAUUAUGCAAGGCGGUACUUUACUCUAUAGCACAGCUAAGGCAAUGAAACCCGUUACCAUCGUUGUUAAUAAUGACAGGUUAACGAUGUACCCGAUGACGUGCCCAUCUUACCGAAAAUUUAUUGAUACGAGAUUUAGUCCCACAAACGAAAUCAUGUUAGUUAUGCAGUUCAUGUCGACCCUUGUAGUUAAUUCUUCUACAGUGGGCGUUUGCACCUUAGCUGCUGUUUUCGCAACGCACAUCUAUGGUCAAUUAAACGUACUGUACAAACGACUGGACGAGCUCGACAAAGAAGACGAGAGAGGAAACAAUACAACUAAAGAAAACAUGAUCGACAUCGUAAAACAUCAUUUGAGAAUAUUAAGCGACAUUACGCAUAUUUACGUACGUUUCAGUUUCAUAACGCGCAUGGAGAAAAUCUUCCAUGGCGCCAACCUUGUGGAAGUAAUGGGAAGCACAAUGACAAUGUGUUUGCAAGGAUAUUAUUCCAUUAUGAAUUGGGCUAAUUUUGACGGAGCGAAAAUAGCAGCUUAUGUUAUUGUAUAUGUGUCGCAGGGAUUCAAUCUUUUUAUAUUUUGUUAUAUUGGUGAAAUACUCACAGAACAGUGCAAAAAUGUUGGGCAGACAGCAUAUAUGACUAAUUGGUACAACUUAAAUAAAAACACUGCACGUGGUGUUAUAUUGAUAAUUCCACGAUGGAAUAAAUUGAUUAGAAUAACCGCGGGAAAAUUAUUUCAAUUGUCAAUCGCGACCUUUGGGAACGUAAGUGAUGUAAACACAUAUAAUUAUUAUAAGAAUGUGCUUAGGACUUCUAUCGCAUAUUUGAAUAUACUGCGGACUCUGACUACAUAA